AUGCGUCAUGAAUACGUGAAGCUACACGUCAUUCGUUGUGAGGUUGUCUGGUUUAAAGAUUGUCUUGUUCCAGAAAUCCCAGAGACGGACAACUGCCCCAAUCUCCGCCUCUCACCAACAUCAGCAUUGCCCUCUGUUAGAUCAAGAAUAACCACCAAGAUGGACACCACCAACACCAAGCGCUUUUUUGACAAUCCCAUCAUCCGCACCAUUCUUGGGCUCCACAACUUUUUGGUGCUUGCGUCGUCAACCAUCUUGACUGGGAUCUUGUCCUACUUUUUACACCACUACCGCUACCGAAACACACAUCUUGUGUACCAAGAAGUGAUUGCGCAGCCAGGAUUAUGCCGGUAA
Molecule: messenger RNA, 354 nt
Organism: Podospora anserina S mat+
Lineage: Eukaryota; Fungi; Ascomycota; Sordariomycetes; Sordariales; Podosporaceae
Exons: 2
Coding region: 1-354 (117 amino acids)
Source: RefSeq, a predicted model, not a curated record